Molecule: messenger RNA, 1434 nt
Organism: Oreochromis niloticus (Nile tilapia)
Lineage: Eukaryota; Metazoa; Chordata; Actinopteri; Cichliformes; Cichlidae
Product: granzyme K-like
Exons: 4
Coding region: 327-977 (216 amino acids)
Biological process (GO): proteolysis
Molecular function (GO): serine-type endopeptidase activity
Source: RefSeq, a predicted model, not a curated record
UUAACUGUAAAAGGUUUGUUACAAACUAUGAAACACAUCGUGCACACUUCUGGAUGUUAGAAGAAAACUAAUACUGCUCAUGAAUGAGACUAAAGGCAGGAAGGUGUCCUUUAAAACUAAACAUGUUAGUAGGACCUCCCUAUUUAUAUCAUAGUGUAUGAUAUAGCACGUGUAUUUCAGUAAUAGCCUACUGAUUUCAGUGCAGUGGUGAACAGUCACACAGCUCACAUGGGCGUUAUCUGUGAUACUCCUUAACUAUAAUUUAUCCAAGUUAACUUCAGUUAACCAUUCAGACAGUUCUUUUGCAAUGAAAAACAUAAACACCUAUGCUGCGUAAUGUUUACAUUAUAGCUGCUUAUGCAGUAACCAUGGUAACCACGGACUCUGGAUCGACGGAGGUCAGACAACAAUUUUACAUGAGUUAUCAGGUGAUGCUGGGAGCCCACUCCAUAACAAAAAACGAAAGUUCCAAGCAACUCCGAGUCGUUGAGAAAAGUUUUCCUCAUCCUGACUACUGUUGUGCAAAGCACGACAAUGACCUCAUGUUGCUGAAGCUUAACAAACCGGUGUUGAAAACCAGAACAGUGCAGUGGCUCGAGUUUGGCGACACUGUGAGAGACCCGGCAGCUGGCAGCAUGUGUCUGGUGGCUGGAUGGGGAGUAACUGAAAACAGCCAAACAUCAGACGUCCUCAUGUCUGUCAAUGUGACUGUGGUGGACAGACAGACGUGCAACUCUUGUGUUUAUUAUAACCACGACCCUGUUAUCACCAAAGACAUGAUAUGUGCUGGUUCAGAUGGUACAAACGUCGCUGAUACCUGUCGAGGGGAUUCAGGAGGGCCGCUGUUGUGCGAUGGAGCGCUGGUUGGAGUCACUUCUUUUGGAGAGGGUUGUGGUACCAUUAAAAAACCUGGAGUCUACUCGUUUGUCUCAGAGAGACAGCUGUCCUGGAUCAAAACUACGAUGAAUUAUUUCUAAAUGUCAUGAAACCACAGACAUCAGGCAGCAUGAUUUGAUGUUAUAUCUGUCAGUGUUAUUCAGUUUAUCAUUUUACUGUUCCUCUUACAGUUUAUGAGUUUUUUGUUUCUGCCAGCUUGCUAUACUUUUUUUUAAAAAAUAGAUUCUGCACUUGGUUAGUCCACCACAUGAAAUUUUACCAUCUUUCACCACACAAACCAGACAGAAACAUGGUUAUAUCUAAUCAUCAUUCUUCCAAAUAAUUUAAAGAAUUCCCAAACACGAGUGCUCCUGGUUGUUGCAGAUGAGUGCAGCUGCAGUAAAACCAGGGAGAAGCUAUUUUUAUGUACACUCAAAACCCAUGAAUGUAAAAUAAAACAGAGAGAUUAUUCAGACUGUCAAACAGAUUCAACGGCUCAUAUACAACCAACUGAACCUGAAAAUGAGGCCUGUGGACAGGAUUGUUGAAAAAGACAAA